AUGGAAUCGAUUAUAUCAGCAUUGGAGUUUCGUCCUUAUGGGGUGUUCGAUGAUAGAAUCCAUGUGGUGGAUUUGAUUGCAAAGGAAUAUCUUGAAAAAGCAUCGGCGGACGCACAGCAUCUUAUUCCAGUCGAUGUUGAUGCUGAUGGAAAUGGUUUAUAUCAUUCUAUUAUUCUUUUGAUGAAUGACUCAACACUAACAGCAAGUGAAUUACGAGUUCGCACGAUUAUUGAACUUGUAAUAAAUGAAGCGUUUUAUUACAAUAUGUAUACGCAUCGGGCCGGGCUUAUUGAUAUAGCUAUUAAAGCUAUAUGCAAAAAUCGUACAUAUUCGGGGAUUAGUCCUGAAAAGAAAACAUUUAAGAACAAUGCAGUCGCUCAAAUACGCAUUCCUGAAUUUGAAUCUUCUCCAAGCAGACGUGUACGUAGCGAUAUCAAUAUUGAAAGUGAACGCACUAAAGCAAUCAGUUCUUCAACUUCAAAGUCGUCUUAUUUCUAUUACGAAAAUGAUAUUAUUCUCUAUGUCAACGGCAUAUAUCAAGAAAAUAAUGUAAAUAUGUGUAUACUUUGUCAAAAAUGUAGUAAUGGUUUAUCGAAAGAACAUAUUCCUAAGUUUUCAGUAGCAAACAACAUGUGGUUAGGUGAUGUGCCUCUUGAGUUACAAGGGCUAACCAUCCCAGAAGAAAAAUUGAUAUCAUUACACCGUCACAACAGUUGUAUAAUAAAACUGCAGUCACCUUUUCAUUCAAUGGCGACUGCUGAAGGUGCAUUAAAAAGCAAUUGUAUUACAUUUCUUCAAAAUACACCAAACAUUGUUAAUAGUCUACCACUUAAACUGGCCGAUCUGUGUGACACUCUCAAAGUGAUUUUUAUUGGAGCUCGUCCUCCAGAGCGUCUUCAACUCAAAAGAAUUCUUACAGUGCGAAAGAAAAAGAUUGUUGAAGCGCUGCGUUGGUUGAAAAAAUAUAAUAUACUUUAUAAGAAUAUCGAUAUAAAUCUAGAUAAUAUCGCACAACUACCUGAAGAUGAUAUACCAGAAUCUAUAAUGACUACAAUGGAACAGAUAUUAAAUGAUAAAGAAGUACCAUCUGAAAGAGCUGGAUAUAUUCCUGAUCCAUUAUCUAACUCAACAGAAUUGAAUAUCUCAGAUGUCAUUCCUGUUAAUAACAGUGCUGUUCUUGACGUGAAUGGUUCGUCGAUAUCUUCCGAGGAAAUAAAUAAUUAUCUUCUAAAGAAAAUCAAAAACGAUGGAACAAAUGAUGAAAUGGAUGUUGAAAAUAUUUACUUAAUUCCUCAUUCUUCCAAACCUGUCAAUGAAUAUUUUAAUCCAAAACUAUUAGCAGGUCUCUAUCCAACGUUAUUCUGUUAUGGACUUGGAGCACCUGAAGAUCGAACACGGCCACUCACCAUAAAUUUACGAGAACAUAUACGUUAUCUUUUAUGCUACAAUGAUCGACGUUUUGAAACAAAUCAUAGUUUUAUAUUUGUAGUCUUUAAUUUAUUGCAAAGACGUGAUGCAUGUUUCCAUGCUCAACUUAUAGCAACGAAACCUUAUUUUCGAUCUUCCGCUCAAGAAAUUCACUCAUUGAACACUAGUGAUAUUGAGGCAGCUCUUAAAAACAUUUCUACAGGAACAUACAAUAAAGGAUCUAACAAGGCUUUAGGUAAACUGGUAAAUCAUAUUAAAACAAUCGGCGGUCGAGUGAUGGGUUCAGCAUAUUCACGUACAUCUUUACGUACACAUCUUCAUGCAAUGAUUUUUAAUCAAAGUCUGCACAAUAUAUUUCUCACCCUCAAUCCAGCUGAUAUUCACAGUCCCGUAGCAUUAUAUUUUGCAGGUGUGAAACUUGAUUUGGACAAUGUCCAAGCCAAACAACUUAUGGACGCAUACAAACGUGCCGAAAUUAUCGCUUCUCAUCCUGUUGCUACUGCUAAAUUUUUCCAUAUAUUGAUUUCUAAUAUCUUAGAUACACUGAUUCUUGGUGGUGUAGUCGGUCCUGUGAAAGCAUAUUUUGGUACUGUUGAAAGUCAAGGACGAGGUUCACUUCAUUUGCAUCUCCUUAUUUGGCUUAAUCAUGACUUGAAGCCAGCUGAUAUGAAGAACAAGAUUCAAGAUGCAAGUUUUCGUGAAAAUUUGAUAGCAUAUUUAGAAGAUAUCAUCAAAGAAGAUCUGGAUGAAUUCAAAGAUGAAUGUGUCUUCGACAAUUUAGAUGGUAUAAGAGAUUUCUUUAAUUUCAAUAUCGCAUUCUUCUUCUAUAUUGCAGCGCCAAGAUCAUUCAAUACUCCAACACGAUUAUCAAGUGAUAAUAUUUAUGCAGCUUUACGUACUAUUGAUUUAGCAGGUUUAGAAGAAAAUACAAAUGAAAAUGGUAUUCGGUUGACGCCGAUGAAAGACCAAUCUUCUCCAUCAAUUCCUUAUGCUUCUCCGCCAAAUCUGCGUGGCUCUCUAUCAAUUCCUUAUGCUUCUCCACCAAAUCUGCGUGGCUCUCCAUCGAUUCCUUAUGCUUCCCCACAACGCACUGAAUUAUUACAAACACAAAUACACGAUCAAUCAAUAUCUAGUAUGAUUUAA
Molecule: messenger RNA, 2571 nt
Organism: Adineta steineri
Lineage: Eukaryota; Metazoa; Rotifera; Eurotatoria; Adinetida; Adinetidae
Source: the annotation of a GenBank genome assembly